Molecule: messenger RNA, 954 nt
Organism: Panicum hallii
Lineage: Eukaryota; Viridiplantae; Streptophyta; Magnoliopsida; Poales; Poaceae
Exons: 1
Coding region: 104-763 (219 amino acids)
Source: RefSeq, a predicted model, not a curated record
GUCACUGCCUCUGCCUCCUCUACUCCACCUCCACUCCACGCAGCAAACCCAACCAGAGAAGGCAGAGCGAGCGCGCACCGCACCUCGUCGGCGAGCGAGAUCGAUGGACCUCCUCGAGCACCCGUUCGAGGCCGUCGCCUUCCGCCUCUACUCGCUCCCGGAGGCCUCGGCUGCCACCGGCGCCGCCGCGUGGACCUGCCUCGCCGCGGUCCUCGCAGCCGCCGCGGCCGCGGGCCUCUGGCGACUCCGCGCCUCCGCGCCCACCGCUGUCGCCACCGCCGCCGCGAAGCCUCUGGGGCUGGAUCCGUGCCCCAAAGAGGAGGCUCCGACGGCGCCGCUCACCGCGUCGGAGCGCUGGUCGGAGCCGCCCGCGGCGCCCUCGCCCAAGGAGCGGUACACGGCGUACUACCGCGACACGUGCCGCGUCGGGUGCUGCGACGAAGACGGCGGCGACGACGACGACGACCGGGAGGACGACGCGGAGGAACACGACGACGAUGACUGCGGCGUCGGCGCGUACCGGACUCCAUCGGAGACGACGAAUUCCGACCCGUUCGGAUGGGAGGAGCCGGUGGUUCGAUCGCUCCCACUCAGCCCGACGGCGGCGGAGGUGGGGCUGGGGCCGGGGCGGUACCGCAGCCCGAGGGCGCUCGGCGGCAGCGUGGUGCAGCUGUGGGACCAGGUCGUGGGGGGCGGGUUGUUGACGCCGACGGCGAGCCCGCGGCGGAGGGGCCGGGUCGUCGCCACCGCCCCGGGCUUCUGAACUCAUGCAAAUUAGCAAUAAAUUUGGCAUUUUUUGUCGGGGGAGGACAACAAACAAGAUCCUGCAGCUGUUAACCGCUCUCGCUUGAACCUGUUCUGCCAACAUGUAAAUAUGAUCCCGCAUUCGCCUAAAGUUUCCAUCCCUCUCCCUCCUUGGCGCCACCAUCAGUGCUGUGAGCUCCCGUUCACAUU